AUGGCCACUUUUCGCAGAGUCAUCACCUCGUUUCCCUCCUCGUCCUCCUCGUAUCCCUAUUCUAACACCGCGGCCCAGCCUGCUCCUUCCCUUUCUGGCACUGACUACCCGCACGAUCACCAGUCUUCACCAACCUCCCCGACGAUGAGAAAAAGACAGCGCACCCUCGACCAGCCCAACCCCGCAGACCCGGCACAGGCCCACCAGCAGCAGCCACAGCCAGUCACAGACGACGCGUUCAUCGCAGACAACGACGCAGUCGACAGCAAUGCAGAGGACGACGACGACGAUGGAGAGAAGCCAAAAUCAGACAAGAAGGCUGGCAGGAGAAAGAUCAAGAUUGAAUUCAUCCAGGACAAGUCCAGGCGCCACAUAACCUUCUCCAAGCGGAAAGCUGGAAUCAUGAAAAAGGCUUACGAAUUAUCAACCCUCACUGGAACACAAGUGCUGCUGCUUGUCGUUUCAGAGACAGGUCUCGUAUACACGUUUACGACCGCAAAGUUACAGCCUCUGGUUACUCAGCCAGAGGGCAAGAACCUCAUUCAGGCCUGCCUCAAUGCUCCACAGGGCUCGCUCCCUUCCUCCAUGCCGAUCGGGCCACCACUCAGUCGCUCGCAACCAAUGAACAUCCCGUCUGGUCCACCGCAGCCAACAACGAAUAACUUGCCUGGUGGUCUGUCCAUCAGUCCUUCGCAGGGUGGCACAACCAUCAAAGAGGAUGACUCGCAACAUGAUGAGGAUGAGGAGCAUCGAGCUGGGCCAAAACGCAGGCGCCGUGCGUCAACAGCUGCAUCAGGUGGCGCUAAUGUUAGCCCUCGGCCGGGGCAAACGUCCCCUCAUUCACCGAAUGCUUCCAUUCCUCCCCCUCUUAAUAUUCCCGGUCAACAGCAAGGUCAAUCGCAGUCGGUACAACAGGGCAACGCGGCACAAAUCAACAUUGGAUCGCCGACUUCCCCCCAACAAGGUCACUCGCAGGUGCCAGGCGCGGCGUCGCCAAGCAAUUACAACUCUGCUGGCCAGUACGCGCAACCCACUGCAGCACAUCACCCCGGCGACCCUGGAUCAGGAAUGUACAGUCCGCAUAUGAUGCAGGCUCCAGCGGCACAUUCGUACUAUACGGGCGGGCCGGGGCAACCUGGUGCAGCCCAACAGAUGUCAAACAUGUCGCAGCAACAAGCGCAUGGUCACUGGGCACAGCCAACCCCUCCCCAACAAGUGCAAGGCCAUUAUGGAGGGCGCAGGUGA
This is a messenger RNA of Pleurotus ostreatus (oyster mushroom), 1245 nucleotides long. It is a transcript of the gene MCM1, whose product is annotated as transcription factor of the MADS box. The record is from RefSeq and is a predicted model, not a curated record. The transcript is spliced from 3 exons. Gene Ontology annotation, biological process: positive regulation of transcription by RNA polymerase II. NCBI's taxonomy places the organism in Eukaryota, Fungi, Basidiomycota, Agaricomycetes, Agaricales, Pleurotaceae. Gene Ontology annotation, molecular function: DNA-binding transcription factor activity, RNA polymerase II-specific; protein dimerization activity; RNA polymerase II cis-regulatory region sequence-specific DNA binding. The coding region runs from base 1 to 1245 and encodes 414 amino acids.